Molecule: messenger RNA, 3867 nt
Organism: Drosophila suzukii
Lineage: Eukaryota; Metazoa; Arthropoda; Insecta; Diptera; Drosophilidae
Gene: pic
Product: DNA damage-binding protein pic
Biological process (GO): DNA repair; proteasome-mediated ubiquitin-dependent protein catabolic process
Cellular component (GO): site of double-strand break; nucleus
Molecular function (GO): protein binding; nucleic acid binding
Source: RefSeq, a predicted model, not a curated record
GCAGAUUGGCAAUUAAACGGUCACACUGCAGGCAGGAAAUAUUUUAGCGCGUCGCAACGAAAAAGCAAUUGUAAUCCUCGUGGUGGCUAGUUAAUCCAAAGCAUUUUAGCUCUAUUGAAUCGAGGAUAACCCGAUCCUGGACAGCGUGCAGCCAUGUCGCAUCACUACGUGGUGACGGCGCAAAAGCCGACGGCGGUUGUUGCCUGUUUAACUGGCAACUUCACCUCGCCCACGGAUCUCAAUCUUAUUAUUGCCCGGAACAACCAGGUGGAAAUUGAUCUGGUCACGCCGGAGGGACUGCGUCCUCUAAAAGAGAUCAACAUCAAUGGCACCAUUGCCGUGAUGCGGCACUUCCGACCGCCUGAUAGCAACAAGGACCUGCUCUUCAUCCUGACGCGUCGCUACAACGUCAUGAUCCUCGAGGCCCGCAUGGUCAACGAUGUCAUCACGGUGGUCACCAAGGCCAACGGCAAUGUGUCCGAUUCGGUGGGCAUUCCCUCCGAGGGAGGCGUCAUCGCCGCCAUCGAUCCCAAGGCCAGGGUCAUCGGGAUGUGUCUGUACCAAGGCCUGUUCACCAUCAUUCCGAUGGAUAAGGAGGCCAGCGAGCUGAAGGCCACCAAUUUGCGAAUGGAUGAGCUGAACGUGUACGAUGUGGAGUUUCUGCAUGGCUGCCUCAACCCCACCGUCAUAGUCAUCCACAAGGACAAUGACGGCAGGCAUGUAAAGUCCCACGAGAUCAACCUGCGGGAGAAGGAGUUCAUGAAAAUAGCCUGGAAGCAGGACAACGUAGAAACCGAGGCCACCAUGCUGAUCCCAGUGCCGUCACCCAUCGGUGGAGUGAUCGUAAUUGGGCGGGAAUCGAUCGUGUAUCACGACGGAAGCAACUACCAUGCGGUGGCGCCGCUCACCUUCCGCCAAAGCACCAUCAACUGCUACGCCCGUGUGAGUAGCAAUGGAUUGCGCUACCUGCUGGGCAACAUGGAUGGCCAGCUGUACAUGUUGUUCCUGGGCACGUCGGAGACGAGCAAGGGAGUGACUGUAAAGGACAUCAAGGUGGAGCAGCUGGGCGAGAUCUCUAUACCAGAGUGCAUUACUUACCUGGACAAUGGGUUCCUCUACAUCGGAGCUCGUCACGGCGAUUCGCAAUUGGUGCGCCUCAAUUCGGAGGCUAUCGAUGGCUCUUAUGUUGUGCCUGUAGAGAACUUUACCAACCUGGCACCGAUUCUGGACAUUGCUGUCGUGGAUCUGGAUCGUCAGGGACAGGGCCAGAUCAUCACGUGCUCGGGCAGCUUUAAGGAUGGAUCCCUGCGCAUUAUUCGCAUAGGUAUUGGCAUCCAGGAGCAUGCCUGCAUUGAUCUCCCCGGCAUCAAGGGCAUGUGGUCUUUGAAGGUGGGAGUCGAUGAGAGUCCUUACGAGAACACUCUGGUACUGGCCUUUGUGGGUCACACGAGGAUCCUCACCCUGUCCGGCGAAGAAGUUGAAGAAACCGAAAUUCCCGGCUUCGCCAGCGAUCUGCAGACUUUCCUUUGUUCAAAUGUGGAUUAUGAUCAGUUGAUCCAAGUUACUUCGGACAGUGUUCGCUUAGUAAGUAGUGCCACCAAGGCUCUCGUCGCCGAGUGGCGUCCGCAAGGUGAUCGUUCCAUCGGCGUCGUAUCUUGUAAUACAACGCAAAUCGUGGUGGCUUCUGCAUGCGACAUAUUUUACAUCAUUAUUGAAAAUGGAAGCCUAAGAGAGCAGUGUCGCAGGACUUUGGAUUAUGAGGUGGCCUGCCUGGAUGUCACUCCCUUGGAUGAGACGCAAAAGAAGUCGGAUUUGGUGGCCGUGGGCUUGUGGACAGAUAUAUCUGCUGUGAUCCUGUCGCUGCCCGAUCUUAAGACCAUUUACACCGAAAAACUAAGCGGUGAAAUCAUUCCCCGCUCUAUUCUGAUGACCACCUUCGAGGGAAUCCAUUAUCUGCUCUGCGCUUUGGGUGACGGCUCUAUGUAUUACUUUAUCAUGGACCAGACCACUGGGCAAUUGACGGACAAGAAGAAGGUGACGCUUGGCACGCAACCAACCACGCUGCGCACCUUCCGGUCCUUAUCCACCACGAAUGUCUUUGCCUGCUCCGAUCGUCCCACGGUGAUUUACUCUUCUAAUCACAAGUUGGUGUUUUCAAAUGUGAAUCUGAAGGAGGUUAACCACAUGUGCUCGCUGAAUGCACAGGCUUAUCCGGAUAGUUUGGCGUUGGCCAACAAGAACGCAGUUAUUUUGGGCACCAUCGAUGAGAUCCAGAAGCUGCAUAUUCGAACAGUACCGCUUGGCGAGGGCCCACGAAGAAUUGCCUACCAAGAGGCAUCGCAGACGUUUGCUGUGUCCACUCUACGUAUUGAUGUACAUGGAAGGGGUGGAGCUAAACCAUUGCGGAACAGUGCCUCCACGCAGGCCCAGAAUAUAACGUGUAGCUCUAAUUUCCUGCCCAAACCGGGUGGUGGAAAUUCCACGGCUGCCAAUGCGGAAGUGGGUCAAGAGAUCGAUGUACACAACCUGCUGGUCAUCGAUCAAAACACGUUCGAGGUUCUCCACGCCCACCAAUUCGUGUCCCCCGAAACUAUAUCCUCGCUGAUGUCCGCCAAGCUGGGCGACGAUCCCAAUACGUACUACGUGGUGGCCACGUCAUUGGUAAUUCCAGAAGAACCGGAGCCAAAGGUGGGAAGGAUCAUCAUCUUCCACUACCACGACAACAAGCUCACCCAGGUGGCCGAGACUAAGGUGGAUGGAACCUGCUAUGCCCUGGUUGAGUUCAAUGGCAAAGUUCUUGCCGGUAUCGGAAGUUUUGUGCGUCUAUACGAGUGGACCAAUGAGAAGGAGCUGCGCAUGGAGUGCAACAUUCAAAACAUGAUUGCCGCCUUAUAUCUGAAGGCCAAGGGUGACUUUAUCCUGGUUGGAGAUCUGAUGCGAUCCAUCACGCUGCUUCAGCACAAGCAGAUGGAGGGCAUCUUUGUUGAGAUUGCCCGCGAUUGUGAACCCAAAUGGAUGAGAGCCGUUGAGAUACUUGACGACGAUACGUUCCUGGGCUCCGAGACAAAUGGAAAUCUUUUCGUCUGUCAAAAGGACAGUGCCGCCACAACCGACGAGGAACGUCAGUUGCUGCCGGAGCUGGCCCGUUUCCACUUGGGCGACACUGUGAACGUUUUCCGCCACGGAUCCCUGGUGAUGCAGAACGUUGGUGAGCGAACAACGCCAAUCAAUGGAUGUGUACUGUACGGCACAUGCAACGGAGCCAUUGGCAUUGUGACCCAGAUACCGCAGGACUUCUACGACUUCCUGCACGGACUGGAGGAGCGACUAAAGAAAAUCAUAAAGUCGGUGGGCAAGAUCGAGCAUACGUACUACCGCAAUUUCCAAAUCAACACCAAAGUGGAGCCCAGCGAGGGAUUCAUCGAUGGAGACCUGAUCGAAAGCUUUUUGGACUUGAGUCGAGAGAAGAUGCGUGAUGCCGUUCAGGGGUUGGAGUUCACUCUGAAUGGCGAACGAAAGGGCGCGGAUGUGGAAGAUGUCAUAAAGAUAGUCGAGGACCUCACACGCAUGCAUUGAGGACUUGUGGUCGUUUGUAUAUAAGUAUUGGAAAUGGAACUAACUCGACGCGAAUUAUUUGAAUGUACAUGAAACUUCGAUACCAUGUAUCCCGCUUAAUCCCGUAACAACCCAUUCGAAGCUCUCCGUGCUAGAUGCUACGACGAUCGUAAAAACGAUGUUUCACGAGUUCCUCGUUUGUGUUUGACAAUGUAGCAAAAAAAAAUUGUUUUAAGUGCGUCGCGAGCGCGCUCUUUCAAAGUUGCGCCACAGUCCCGCAUUAAUUUAAUAAACCAAAAUUUUAAAUAAAAA